AUGGCGGAGCAGAAAGCACAAAAGUCCUCAGAUAUUGUCGUCGAAAUUAUCGAUAGUGAACAAGACUUCGCGACAGCCUUCGCUAUAAUCUCAAGAUGCUUCGGUCAACAGACCAAGGAUGUUUUCUGGCAGGCUAUGAACCCCGGCUGGAAUACCCAUGACGGGGCGACCGCUGGAAGAGACCGUAUGAUUAAGCGCUGGCAAUCAAUCACUGCGAACAAGUCCGGCGCGCCGAAUACUGUGCAUCUCAAAGCCACUGUACCUGACCCAGAAAAUCCGGUUAAGCGCGUGAUGGCCGGGAUAGCCAUCUGGGCACAACUGUCUAUGGUCGAUGGCAUGGGUGACAAGCCAUCGACUGAUGUCAGCACUGCAGUGAAUUUGGACGAACUUUACCCGGGCGACGCAACAGAACAGAGGUUUCUGCGUCAAGGCUUUGCCUCAUUUGUCAGUCAGCGCGUAAAGACGCUCGAAGAAAAGGCAACGACUUCGUCGCCUGCGACUUUCAGUUUGGACCUUUGCGCUGUGGAUCCAGACUUCCAGAGAAGAGGAAUUGCUAACAAGCUGGUUGAAUGGGGCUUGGAGGAAGCCAAGAAUAGAGGAGGGCUAGAAUCAACGACCGAAGGUUCUGCUAUGGGAAGAUUCGUGUAUCAGAAACUGGGCUUCAAGCCUGUGGAAGAGGUCAACUACGUUGUGGACCCUGAGUUCAAGGAUCGCAAGCUGCCUUCGAACUUAUUCAUGCGUACUGGACCGAGCACAUGA
This is a messenger RNA of Aureobasidium melanogenum CBS 110374, 759 nucleotides long. RefSeq lists its product as uncharacterized. The transcript has a single exon. Gene Ontology annotation, molecular function: acyltransferase activity, transferring groups other than amino-acyl groups. NCBI's taxonomy places the organism in Eukaryota, Fungi, Ascomycota, Dothideomycetes, Dothideales, Saccotheciaceae. The record is from RefSeq and is a predicted model, not a curated record. The coding region runs from base 1 to 759 and encodes 252 amino acids.